This is a messenger RNA of Momordica charantia (bitter melon), 306 nucleotides long. The record is from RefSeq and is a predicted model, not a curated record. NCBI's taxonomy places the organism in Eukaryota, Viridiplantae, Streptophyta, Magnoliopsida, Cucurbitales, Cucurbitaceae.
AUGGGGAUUCGUUUACCAUCAUCUCUGAUUCCUAAUGCCAAGCAAAUUCUAAAGAUGCAGUUGGGAUUUACCAAGAAGCAGUCAGAUGUUGUUCCUAGAGGUCAUGUUGCAGUAUAUGUGGGAGAUAUCCAGAGGAAGCGAUUUGUGGUCCCUGUUUCGUUCUUGAACCAUCCUUCAUUCCAACAACUACUCAACCAAGUAGAAGAAGAGUUCGGUUUCCAUCAUCCACAUGGAGGUCUAACAAUUCCUUGCAAAGAGGAUGCCUUCAUUGAUCUCACUUCUAGAUUACAACUUCUUGAAGGAUGA